AUGACGUCAGCAGAAGCGGUACUAACGCAACCGACGCAGAUGUGUGAAACACAUGUAACAUCACCGGCUCUUUGAGGGCACCGGGGCUUCACUUUUCACCGUCACACUGCGACUGGUAGUAAGUCAGACGGUCAUCUUUCGGGCUCUUCACGACCAGCACCUGUGGAUUUGGCCGUUUCAGGAACAGAGUGCCUCUAAUGACGCUAACAGUGAUUAGCUGAGCUAGCAUAGUGGUGAACUUUUAUCCGAGAGCCACUUCCUCCUUGUGUUGUUCGAGGUCAUUCUGUAGCGUCUGUCAAAGGAUCGCCAGUUGUUUCCUGGACACUAGCCAUGAAGAGCCUUCCGUAUUUCUGCCGGGGAGAGGUCAUUAGAGGUUUCGGGAGAGGAAGCAAAGAACUCGGAAUACCCACAGCCAAUUUCCCCGACUCAGUGGUGGACCAUCUUCCAGCAGAUAUCAGCACUGGGAUCUACUACGGCUGGGCCUGUGUCAGUAAUGGGGAUGUCUACAAAAUGGUGAUGAGCAUUGGCUGGAACCCAUACUACAAAAAUACCAAGAAAUCCAUGGAGACUCAUGUAAUUCACACAUUCAAAGAGGACUUCUACGGGGAGAUUCUCAGCGUUGUAAUGGUUGGCUACAUCCGUCCAGAGAGGAGCUACGACUCACUUGAAGCCCUCAUCACGGCCAUUAACAACGACAUCGAGGAGGCCAAGGCCAAACUGGAUCUUCCGGAGCAUCUCAAACUGAGAGACGAUAACUUCUUCACCAGCGCCGGCAGCUCGCCUUCAGCCCCGCCCCCCAACACCGCAUCCACAUCACAGACUAUUAUGAAUGGUCACUGACAGCUGGCUGUGACUGCGCCACUUUGUCCACACACACACACACACACACACACACACACACACACACACACACACACACACACACACACACACACACACACACACACACACACACACACAUCAGAACAACACAGAGGUUUCUAUGAAGACACAGGUGCGUCAUUAAAAUGCACGGCUUCAUUCUGUGAUCUCUCUCCUGUCGCCAUGGCUGCAAAUGGACUUCUCAUAAACAGUCAAUCUUUUUUGUUUUAUUUAUUUUUGCUGCUUCAUUUCCUGUAAGGUCGUCAUGUGAUAGAUUCUGUUUAUUUGUGUACAGUAAUAUCAGCUUGCCUCUAAUCCAGCACAGCUCUGUAUGAAGCUGUAGGUAGGACAGUAGGGUUCAUGAUGACGACGACGGCCACAAAAUAAAAUCAGUUUUAUUUUUUUAUUCAGUUUUGCCCCCCCCCCCCCCCCCCGACUCUGUCACAGUCUGUUGCGUUUUCUUUCUGGGCAUUAUUAUCUGUCACAACCGUUGCACCGUCGAACGACUUUAUGCAACAACGUGGUUAAAUGCAAGUCAUCUGUGUGGAAACAGGGAGGUUACAUCUGGAAAUUAGAUAAAUAUAAUGUUGUAGUAUCCUCGCUUUCUCCUUUCAGCACUCUGCUGUUUUCUCACUGCCCUCAACAUGAAUCAACCUGCUCAUACUGCAGAUUAGGGUAAAUUAUAGAGAAUAUUUAAUAACCAACAGUAUGGUCAGUUAUCUAAUGAAGGAUGUACACAAAUAUGUGUUGUUUUUUUUUACAUGAUUUCAACGUGUCUGUCCUCUGGAUUUGAGUCGCACUGUAAUGUAACUAAACUGUCCUCCCUCUUCCGGUGUGCUGGACGGAUAAAAGAAUUGUAAAAGAAAGACUGAUAGUCCAGGAAAUAUAAAGACUGAGUUUCGCCGAGCCUGGUCUUAUGCAGGACGGUUCAUUUCUCGCAGCUUCUCUGAUACUUGGACCCUCAGUCUCUGUGCACAUAGUUACAGAUGGUAAAUAAUUGAUAGAUGAGCUGAGAUAAAAAACGGUCCUCACACAGCUCUUGUUCUGUGCUCUGACGGUUACAAAGGGCAAAACUCCUGAGGUGUUUGAACCAACCGCAAACUAUACCAGAUGAUCCUGCAGAAGUGUACGCAGAAAAAACCUACAAUACUACAUUAUGAUUAUCUUCGUAAACAUUGCAUUUUUAUUUUAAAAACUCUUGUCAAAUCCCUGUUUGUGUUUUAAGUACGUCUACUCAUGUCUGCCUGUGUGUGUGCGUUUGUGCUUGCACCUAUUUAACUUUUACAGAGCAAAUACUACAGAACUACAAACAUGUAAAGCCCUCUGAAGUCUUGUACAUACUUGUUUUAAAAGAUGAUAUUUAUAAAAGUUUAGCCGAGUGAGUUUGGAUUUGAAAUCGGGAUUGUGUUUUUAGUUUUUUUUAAAUGGAGGUGAUAGAAAUAAAAAAAAAAAAAACACUACUUCACUAUAAUGACACAUUCACUGUUAAAGAAAGCUUUCCUUCAUGAUUAAUGCUACACCAUCCAUCAUGUCAGCUGUCUAAAGCACUUAAUGUACAUAAGAAAUGUCCCUGUAACCCUCAUGUUGCUUCUUCAAAACCUGUCUGAGAUAAUAGGAAGGAUGUUUUUCAUAACUUUUGUCUUGAUGCGUUAUUGCAACAGGGUCAAGUGUUUUCUUCUGUCAUUGUUUUAAGUACCUUCAUCCACUGUCGUUUACACAGGGACCAGAGUUGCUGCAUGUUUAGUUUAAAGCUCCAUACAUCUCUAAUGUUUGUCAUUCUUCUGUUCAAUUUAAUUUUAGCAAAUAAAUAGUUUUAUCAAAAUACA
Labrus bergylta (ballan wrasse) is the source of this 2687-nucleotide messenger RNA. RefSeq names its product riboflavin kinase (gene rfk). Gene Ontology annotation, biological process: riboflavin biosynthetic process; FMN biosynthetic process. Lineage: Eukaryota; Metazoa; Chordata; Actinopteri; Labriformes; Labridae. Gene Ontology annotation, molecular function: riboflavin kinase activity. Gene Ontology annotation, cellular component: mitochondrion. The record is from RefSeq and is a predicted model, not a curated record.